UAUCAAACCUAUAAUAAAUGUAUUUCCUCCAAACACUUCAUAUAUAAGUGUCCAUACACAUAUACCGAUCGAUCAAUAUCAAGUUAUCAACCUUCUUAUUUCUCCUCUGCUUACCAAUUUCUCUCUGUACUCCAAUGGAGGGAAGUAGCAGCGCAGAUGAAAGUGACACAAUAUCUGCCACCGCACCGGCGUCUAUCCCCUCGCCGGUAAAGUGGCCGGAAAGUUUCUGCCGGGUGGGUAGCGGCGCGAGUGUGAUCAUAGACGCCGAGAACGGCGUGGAGGCAGAGUCAAACCGGAAGCUGCCGUCGUCAAGAUUCAAAGGGGUGGUCCCACAGCCCAACGGCCGUUGGGGGGCUCAAAUUUACGAAAAGCACCAGAGGGUCUGGCUGGGGACGUUCAAUGAGGAGGAGGAAGCGGCCCGGUCUUACGACGCCGCCGCCGUCCGCUUCCGCGGCCGUGAAGCCGUCACGAACUUCAAACCCCCGGCUGGGUUCUCACAAAACGGAGAUUUCAAGAACGCCGUCGAGGUGGCGUUCUUAAAUUCGCAUUCUAAGCUGGAGAUUGUCGACAUGCUUCGUAAGCACACGUACGGCGACGAGUUGAAACAGUUUAAGGACGCGUUUGGCGGAAUUGAAAAUGGGGAUGGAAUUAUUAUCUCGCCCACUUUCACAAAGCCGGCGAGAAACAAUAACUCAUCCCGCGAACCGCUCUUCGAGAAGGCGGUGACUCCGAGCGACGUCGGGAAGCUGAACCGGCUCGUCAUCCCCAAACAGCACGCGGAGAGGCACUUCCCUUUGCAAAACGGCGCCGGGGCGGGGCCGAAAGGGAUUCUGCUAAACUUCGAGGACCAAAGUGGAAAAGUUUGGAGAUUCCGUUAUUCAUACUGGAACAGUAGUCAAAGCUACGUGUUGACCAAAGGGUGGAGCCGGUUCGUGAAGGAGAAGAGCUUGAAAGCGGGCGACGUCGUUUCGUUCCAGCGUUCGACCGGCCUUGAACAGCAGCUUUUCAUUGACUGGAAGCAGGCCGGUGGAAAUGGGAUGCCUCCGGUUCAGCCCAAACCAACCGGAUCGUGCUUCGGCCGGGGUCACCCGGUUCCAGUGGUCCGGCUCUUCGGGGUGAACAUAUGGAAUGUGGGAGACGACGUUAAGGGUAACGGCGGUGAGAUUGCCGGCACCUGCGGUGGCGUGAAGAGGCGGAGAGAGAUGGAGUUGUUGGCGGUAAAGGGUGAUAAAAAGCAGAGAGUUAUUGAUGCUCUGUAGCAUAAACAUCAUAUUCCAUUCUAUACACCGAAGACUCAUUUUUUUUCCAGUUUUCAUAACAUUGUGAAAUUUCAAAUGUAUAUUAAGUGAUGAAAAAAAUGUAACCAGUUAAGGUAAAAACAUGAAUAGAUUGUGUUUUAGUCCAUAAUGUCACAAUUGAACAUUUGAAGGAGCCACAUUUACCCACAUAUAAUUGAAUCUCCUGAUUU
Messenger RNA from Cuscuta europaea, 1468 nucleotides. The record is from the annotation of a GenBank genome assembly. NCBI's taxonomy places the organism in Eukaryota, Viridiplantae, Streptophyta, Magnoliopsida, Solanales, Convolvulaceae.